Messenger RNA from Dreissena polymorpha, 7720 nucleotides. RefSeq lists its product as uncharacterized. The coding region runs from base 498 to 1796 and encodes 432 amino acids. The record is from RefSeq and is a predicted model, not a curated record. The transcript is spliced from 11 exons. Lineage: Eukaryota; Metazoa; Mollusca; Bivalvia; Myida; Dreissenidae. Gene Ontology annotation, molecular function: protein binding.
UCCAACUUGGACAUUCACAGACCUCCCUCCUGUCUAGGUGGAAGCGACAGUUGUUGGAACAGUUAUAUUGUGAGCAGCUGAAAUGUUACUCAAGCUAAACACAUGACACUAUACUGGCCCCCUCCUUUUUAGGUGGAAGUGACAGUGGUUGGGAUAGUUAUCUAGUGAGCAGCAGAAACAGAAUUCAAGCCAAACACUGGACCUGUACUGACCUCUCCUCUGUUGAGUUGGAAGUGACAGUUGUUGUCUAGGGAGCAGCAAAAAUAGAACUCAAGCCAAACCCUGGACAUGUACUGACCUCCCUCAUGUUGAGUUGGAAGUGAAAGUGGUUGUCUAGUGAUCAGCAGAAAUAAAAUUCAAGCCAUACACUGGACCUGAACUGACCUCCCUCCUGUUUGGGUGGAAGUGACUGUGCCUCGGAUAGUUGUCAAGUCAAGAAUCACAAGCCAAGUCGUGUCAGGCAGUGCAAUCAUUUGAAAGUUCUUUCUGAAGUCAAAAUGCAGUCAUCAGAUUUAAAGAAAUUGUCAGUGAGAGUUUCAAAUACUCUUUCAAGACUAAAGAAGCUCCAGAGGUAUAGGGAGGACAGCAGGAAGGCUAUGCGGAGCUCCUAUGCUGAAUUUGAGCGAAACAAGGUGAAGAAAAUGCGACUUAAUAUACAAUCUUUCUUAGUCCAAUGUGACGACACCUCCAUGAAUGAAACAUUUGAAAACGUGGAAUAUACAGUAGAUGAAAUUCGUCAGAAAGUAAAUUUAUUAUUAACAGAUUUUGAAAAAUGCUCUAUUAAGGAACAGAAAGAAGAGCUGAAACUUAAACAAGCUCCUCUCAUCAGUGUGAUCAAAACCUGCAUCAGACAUCAUGGUGAAUUGUUACCACUCCAUGAAGCCAUGCAGAAAGUGAAGUAUCAACCAGAACUCUCCUUAAUAACCCAUUACAAAUGUCUGGACAAAAUACAACAGUGUGAGAUAUAUAUGAAUGAGAACUUUUCAGACGAGUUGUUCUCUGUGAAAGGGGUGUCUAAGUACAAAGUGAGAAUAUCUAGUGAUUCAAGAACAUGCUCAAUUACUGCGGUAUGUGCUCUCCCAGAUGGGCAAGUCUUGGUUGCAGACUGGUGGAAUUACAAAGUCAAGCUGCUGAACCAGCAGUACCAGGUGGUGAGUCACUGGGGUGUGAAUGCCAGGCCAUGGGACAUGUGUCUCAUCACACCCAGUGAGGCUGCAGUGGCUUUGGGUGAUCAUGGGGUCCAGUUUAUCACUGUCACCCAGAGCAAGCUAGUUCCUGGCAGGAGGCUUCAGUUACGACAAGACUGUUAUGCUAUUGUCCACCACAAGGGAGACUUGUUCAUCUGCUCUUAUACUGCCCUGUACAAGUACUCACUGAGUGGGACACUGGUCUGCAGACUGUAUGAAGAUACAUCAGCUUCUGUUACAGUAUACAAGUGUGCUGUGAGUCCCACAGGGGACAGGCUGUACAUCACAGGCUACCAGGACAAGCUUCUCACCCUGGCCAGGGAUGGCACACUCCUGGCUACAUACACAGACCCAGCACUACGUGACCCACUUGGUCUACAUGUGACCCUGCAGGCCAGGUGCUGGUCUGUGGAGAGCUGUCCUCCAAUGUACUACAGGUGGGCUGGGAGGGAGAGAGUAAGCUGGCUAAUCUUGCUACUCAGGAGGAUGGAGUGUGGAGGCCAUUGUCAGUCUGCUACAGCAGCACCACAUCAUCCAUCAUUGUGGGACAGGAAUGGAACAACAACAUCCUGGUGUUCAGAGUGGAAUAGUGUGUACAUUGGCUGCUGAGUCAGAACAAGGAUGCUGAGGAUGUGGUGGACAAGGAUGACAUGACUACGCAGAAGCAACUGCUAAGCACAGAAGACAACGGAGUAGUGAAAGGCUCAGCCAAAUCAAAGUCCAGCGAUGUGAGGGUGACACAGCCUUUCCAUGUCCUUGUAUUGCAACAUGAAGGACAUUUUAGCUGAAACUAACAAGGGAGAGAACUGUAGAUCUGCACCAGCACAGAGCACCAACAUUGAUAUCGAGUUGGCCCAGCAACCGCACGAGUCUUGCCUGCAGGAGCCCCAGUCCAGAACGACCCUUCCCCUCCCCUGACUUCUAACUCCUCCCCCUUGACCUCCUGACUCAAAAAGUCAGCAUCGUUGAACAACUCCGUUCUGCAGAAAAUUCCGAGCAUGAUUCUGGUCUGAACAAACACAAUGCCCACGUCAAGUUGUCCACACAUAAGCCUGGGUAGUUCUAUUAAGCUAGAGUUCCGCGUGGGCCUGAGAGGGACGAGUUUUACAAACACGAAAAGUUAUAGCUGUAGUUAUGGUAACGCUAACAGUCAUUUGUUGCUGUUGGACAUUACAACAAAUAUCCUGAAAAAUAAAAAGUUCAAUAACUUGUUCCAAUCUUUAUGGGACAAACAGAAAUUGGACAGGAGAAAAUCAAGGAACAAUAAAAGCGUAAGCUUUCCUAGUGGGAUGCUUCUGCUGUUGAUAGUUUGGAUGACAAUAGGGUUACGGACUGCCCCAGAUUGUCCUCUCAGCGGCCAAAAUAUCAUAAUAGAACGGACUUUUGACAAUGUUACCGACAAAGAAAGGCAGUAAUGACUUGGUUGUGAAUACCCAGAGCACGAUACAUCCAUGCUGACACAAAAAGGCAGUAAUGACUUGGUGGUGAAAACCCAGAGCACGCUACAUCCUUGCUGACAAAGAAAUGCAGUAAUGACUUGGUUGUGAAUACCCAGAGCAUGCUACAUCCAUGCUGACACAGAAAGGCAGUAAUGACUAUGCUGUGAACACCCAGAGCAAGAUAUAUCCAUGCUGACACAAAAAGGCAUUAAUGAUUAUGCUGUGAACACCCAGAGCAAGCUACAUCCAUGCUGACACAGAAAGGAAGUAAUGACUAUGAUGUAAACACCCAGAGCACAAUACAUCUAUGCUGACACAGAAAGGCAGUAAUGACUAUGCUGUGAACACCCGGAGCACGCUACAUCCAUGCUGACACAGAAAGGAAGUAAUGACUAUGCUGUGAACACCCAGAGCAAGAUAUAUCCAUGCUGACACAGAAAGGCAGUAAUGAUUAUGCUGUGAACUCCCAGAGCAAGAUAAAUCCAUGCUGACACAGAAAGGCAGUAAUGACUACGCUGUGAACACCCAGAGCACAAUACAUCCAUGCUGACACAGAAAGGCAGUAAUGACUUGGUUGUAAACACCCAGAGCACAAUACAUCAAUGUUGACUCAGAAAGGCAGUAAUGACUUGGUUGUGAACACAGAACACGAUACACCCAUGCUGACACAGAAAGGCAGUAAUUACUUGGCUGUGAACACAGAGCACAAUACAUCCAUGCGGAAACAGAAAGGCAGUCAUGACUAUGCUGUGAACACCCAGAGCACGAUAAAUCCAUGCUGACACAGAAAGACAGUAAAGACUUGGUUGUAAACACCCAGAGCACAAUACAUCCAUGAUGACACAGAAAGGCAGUAAAGACCUUGUUGUAAACACUAAGAGAUCCAUACAUCCAUGGGGUGUGCCACAGCCCGAAUUACGCCCACUAUUGUGAACAAGGUGCUUAAAGUGAACAUGUCUGGUUUUGGUAUGAGGACUUAGCACUCCAAGCCUAAAAGGCCUCGCAUUGAAUUGAUGCAAGAGAAGGCUUUGAAAAAUAACAGCAGUUUUGUUGUGUGGUCCAGUACGCCCUUCGACUCUCAACCUGAAGAAAGCAGAACUCAAACUCGGCUCUUAUCAAUAUCAGCAAGGCCAGCAUGUCAUAUCAGCUUCUUGAGCUUCAUAAAUUCAGCACGAAGACAUCUUGCGUCAGACUACCAAGCCUCCUAUCAAUAUCUCCUCCCAUGUUGGCUUCAUCAACACUUCCAUCAGAGCCUUGGUGAGUUCGACUUCCGUCUCAGCAUCGAUGUCGCUUAGCAACAAUUGGAUGAUGGGCGUCGACAAAUUAGGCCGGACAAGUCGCUCAAACUGAAACGAUCUGAUCCAACAGAGCCUGUUCCUACAGGAACCUAUACAAUCAUAGAUCGGUACCUAGCUGAACAACAGGCUGUAUGGUCAGCUGGUCCCAGACGCCCAGUGACACUUCCUGGCCCAGGACCUUGGGGCAAAUGCUCAACUAUACCUACCGCAGGGUGGAGCCACUCUGAACCUGGGGCUCCAUACUUUCUUGGCCAGGGGCCAAGUUUACCUUGUCAAUAAGGUACAUGUAGGGACACAUUCCUUGGAUGCCCUAAGGUUUCUCUAUCUGUUCACAAAGGCUUUAUACUCACAAGUUCAAGCCCAGUGAGCGGAUGUUCACAUUAUCAAACUCUGCAUAUCAAUAGCAUUUGCACCAGCAACAGUCAUCAUCUCGAGUUACUGGCAUCUCUAUGGUGUGGAACCCUCCGUCUUUGAACAUCAUAACAGCACAUGAACCAGUGGCAGUCAUCAUCUCAAGAUUCUGGUAUAUCCAUGGUGCAGGACCCUCGGUCUGCAAAGAUCAUGCAGAGCGAACCUCAGAUGCCGUUUGACGAAAUCAAACCAUCCAAUCACAAACACAGCCUGUUGCAGCAGUUGUUACCAUAUUGACCCCAGUCAAACCUAAGAAGUCCAUAGAUAAAUACUUUUUUAGAUGUGCUAGUCUUUACGUACCUCCUGGUUUGUUCAGCACUUACUCUGACUCUUUGAAUUUAAUGACGGGUGAAAAUGAAUGACCUUGUUCAGUUCGAAAUGACACAUCACAACAAUUCAAGUGGAAAGCCAGAAAGUCAUGUCAACAGCCACAUUUUGUAUGUGUAACAGCCAAGUUGUUUUCAAAGAAAAACAAUAUUUUACAUUUUAUUUUUUAUUUGACCAAUGUUUCAUGGGAAUUAUGAUGCUGUCAGUCUCUUUAUGUUGAAAGUUUUGGUUAAAAAUAGAAUGUUAAUUUUUUUUUUAAAGCACACAUAUUGCAUUUAUAUCCAAUGUCUUUGUCUGUAUAAUGAAUUUUUCACUACAUAUUUUGAUCCUUAUAAUGGUAAAUGUAUGGAAAAAACAAUUUUAUCAAAGAUAUUCUAAGAUUGUCAAGUCUGUUUAAAUGAUGCUGGUAACUUUGACAAAAUUGAAAAAAAGGAGUAUUUUCAUAUUAUAAGAUAUGUUUCAGUUGUCUGUUUUUACCCGUAAUAUAGAUAAGCUAAUUUAAUGAAUUGUUCACGAAGGUUUAUAACUUUUACGCUUCAGCUUUUUCUGUCUUUUAAUCCUUCCGAAAACAAUACUAGUCAAUUUGCUCAUUCGGGGUCGGUAUUCGAUCAUGAAUCUUGUUUAGUAGCAUACUAUUUCAUUGGAAUAAUAAUGCAUUCUGGGAAAAAUUAUUUAAUCUAACUAAAAUUAUUGAUUCUGUAAAUACCACUUUGUUGAUUUCAAUGGAUAUUGUUUGUAAAAUUAAUAUAGUAUGACUAUUGCGUGUUUGGGAAAGCUUUUAAUGAAACUGAGUAUUAUAAAAAACAAAAAAACAAAUAAAGAGUUUUAUGAAAAUUGUCAAAACUUAUUAUUGUUAAUUUGUGUUGUUAGAUCAUAGAUGUGUAUGCUCACAAUUGUUAAACUUUGUUUUUGGACACAAUAGUUUAUUAUGCGUAUCCUCUUUAAUAAGUGAGUAACUUAAUCAAGAUUUAUUGAUCACUGUAUAUAUUCUGUAGGUAUAUUUUGCCAUUUAUACAUAAAGCAACUGUAGAACAAUUGUAUUUUAAAUGUAAAUUAUUCUUGUAUUGUUGCCAUUUGUAUAAUAUAAACUAACUGUUUACCUUAGUUUGUAAAAACCUUUGUAAAAAAAACAUUUCCUGUGUGAAUGCUCAUAUAUGUAUCAAACUGUUAAAAUAAUGCACAGUACCAGAAAAAAUAGUCAAUUACACAGUAAGGGAAAGUGUUGUCAUAUGCUAACAAUUGUAUAAAAUUGCAAUUGUCUCUAUUUGUAAUAAUAGAGAGCAAUAUUAUUUGCUUAAAAAAUAAAGAUGUCUGCUUUGUAAAUUAAUAAUUGUGUUUACAUCUCAACAUAAAACGUAAAUACAUUAAAGUCUAAAAGGAUUUUUUUGAAUAAACACUUAAAUAAAUAUAUGUGCGUGUAUACGCUGAAUAAAAAAAAUUUACAUUUCAUUUAGUUUUGUAACAGCGCAUUUGACCUUUCACGUUGACCAUCCCACACUUGCUGUCAGUGCAGUGCCUUCAUUAGGGUCAUUUUUAUACUCCUGGUAGGGUGGCAUAUAGCAGUUGAACUGUCCGUCAGUAUGUCAGUCUGUCCUUUUGUCCGAAAAAAACUUAAACAUUGGCCAUAACUUUUUGAAUAUUGAAGAUAGCAACUUGAUAUUUGGCAUGCAUGUGCAUCUCAUGAAGCUGCACAUAUUGAGUGGUGAAAGGUGAUGGUCAAGGUCAUCCUUCAAAGUCAAAUGUCAAAUUUAUGGCGUCUGUCCGUCCGUCCAAAACUUUAACAUUGGCCAUAACUUGUUCAAUAUUGAAGAUAGCAACUUGAUAUUUGGCAGCCAUGUGUAUCUCAUGGAGCUACACCUUUUGAGUGGUAAAAGGUAAAGGUCAUCCUUGAAGGUCAAAGGUCAAAAAAAUAAUCAAAGUGGCGUUCCUAUGAAGCUGCACAUUGUGAGUGGUUCAAGGUCAAGGUCAUCAGUCAAGGUCAUCCUUCAAGGUCAAAGGUCAAAAAAAUAAUCCAAAGCGGCUUUCUCAUGAAGCUGCACAUUGUGAGUGGUGUGAGUUCAAGGUCAAGGCCAACCGUCAAGGUCAUCCUUCAAGGUCAAAAGUAAAAAAAAAAUUCAAAGCGGCGUCCUCAUGAAGCUGCACAUUUUGAGUGGUGGACGUUCAAGGUCAAGGUCAUCCUUCAAUGUCAAAGGUAAACAAAAAAUCAAAGCGGCGCAAUAGGGGGCAUACUGUGUUUCUGACGAACACAUCUCUUGUUUGUAAAUAUCCCACUGUUUAAGUUCAGCAAAUGUUUUAAGACCAGAUUUCCUUAAACUUGGGGGGUGUUAUUAUUUUACUUUUAUUGAAUGCAUGAAACAUAUGUGUUCCGUUGUUGAAUAGCUAAACAUAGCUUGAUGUGUGUAGAUUGUGUGACAAAUGUUGAUCAAAUUGUUACAUAGAAAAAAACACAAUCUUAGUUAACUUGUAUGUGUUAAUUACCAAACACAAAUAUAAGUAUUUUGUAACAAUAUAAGUAUUGUCUUUAUUUGAAAUACAGAAUGAAAUGCAAUUUUAAAAUCAUGUCUUUAUAUGUUCAUCUUCUCCAAAUAAGCAUUUUGAAAAAGCAAAUAUAAUAUCUCUAUGGAAAGUAUCCGUAGGCCCCAUGCAAUCGCUUGUGUACCUCAUAUUGAUCAGGGUCUUUCUAAAUUAUUUCAUGAUUGUUUAUCCCUGUCUGAAUUGUGUAAAUAGCUUCAACAUCGUGAGAUAUCUGUUAAGAGGAUUUCAAUAUUAAACGUUAAAAUAGUAUCUUAACUGUAACCGUACAUCUGUUGCAUUUAGUCUAACAUGUUUAUAUGUUGUGGCUCACUGAGUUUUAUAUUGUCUAUAAUCUUGCGUACUUUAACUGUGUUUUUUAAGAUAAGCAUCAUUAUACUGAUUAUGUUGUUUUUGUCCAACAUUUCUUUAUAUACAAGUUGUAUGUAAAUGAUUAAAUAUGUUUAUGUUGAUGACAUGUAUUUCCCAAUAUAAGUUUGAUGUUGAACUCUCAAUAAACGACAUGUUAUGCCAAUUAAAUCCCGAA